CCAUAAGAAAGCAUGUCCAAUUGUCCAUGACCAUGAGUCCAUGUCCACACCCCCAUCUUGCCAUCCAUCACCCACCUUCUUUCCAGGAAGUUUCCCCGUGUGCGGUCUGGCCUCUGAACCCCCUCACUGAUCGAAUUAUCAUCCGUUUGUGUUCUUGUCAGUUACUCCACUAUCUUGCAAUUAAGUUGCAACCACGCCAUCCUGCCUGAGUUGCGAGCUAGACUGCCAUGGCGCUCUGGAGUGGGCUGGGUGAGGCGGCGACGGCGGCGCAGCUUGUCGGGGUAGAUUUAGGUGGGCUAAUCUCCAACAUCAUACAAGCGGCAGCAACGGCUCGGCAAAACAAGAAGGAGUGCGAGCAGCUCGCUGGCCGUGUCUCCAUGAUCGACGAGAUACUGUCGCAGAUGCAGGAGAGCGAUGAGACGAUGCAGAAGCUGCUAACCGGCCUUGAAAACGAGCUCCGUGAGGCUCACCGACUCAUCGUGUCCUGCCAGGAGAGGAGCGCGGCCUACCGGUUUGUGAUGGCUAAGCGGCAGGCGGACAAGCUCAGGGAGGCGCAGCGCAGGAUCGACGGCUACCUUGGCCUCUUCCCCAUGGCCAGUCACAACAUCACGAUGCGCCGCUUCGAUGAAUACUACAACGCGCUGAAUCCAACAGGCUGCACGACCGUACCAUGUAAUACAUAUGCAGGCGCCCGAUCCCAACGCCAGUACCAGGCCUGGGAUGAGGAGGAGGAAGAGCAAUGGGCAACAUUUUAUAGAGAGGAGGAAGAUCAAGGGGCAAUGUUCUAUAGGGAGGAAGAAAAGAGCAAAGCAAUAUUUUAUAGAAAGGAGGAAGAUCAAAGUGCAGUGUUUUAUAGGGAGGAGGACGUGGAGCAAGAGACAUUGUUUACGGGACACGGGGAAGAGCAAGAGGCAGUGUUUUGUAGGGACGAGGAAGAUGCCUUCUAUAGGGAGGAGGACGAGCAAGAGGGCCAAGAGGCAGCCUUUUAUAGGGAGGAGGAGAAGCAAGAGAGAAUGUUUACUAGGGAAGAGGAGAGGGGGUAUGAAGAAGAUGAAGAUGAAGAGGCAGUGUUUUACAGGGAUAACGAAGAUGAAGAUGAAGAUGAAGAGCAAGUGUUUUACAGGGAUAAUGAAGAUGAAGAUGAAGAGGCAGUGUUUUACAAGAAGGAGCAGGAGGAGGGGAACACUGGUGCCGCUCAUAGCUGGAAGUUGUCGAUGCACAUCACGCUACCACUCAUUGAGGUGCAUGGGCGGAUAUGCAGUACAUUCGUCGGGGUCAACCAACCCUGAUGACCAUCGGCAGAAUCGAUUGGUAAAUUACUUAUACAAUGAAUUUACACUAUAUAUCAAGUGGGAUUAUAGUUUCCCGACACACAAAUAUCCCUGUUGAAACAUAUUUCUGAACCCUCCGCUACGGGGAGGUAAGAAAGGUACUAGAUACGCAGCCGGGCGCGAAGCCAAACUCUGAGGUAGUUUAAGGUGUCAUAGAGCGACGACAGCGUGCUGCUUGCAACUUUAAGGGAAAGGACCGGCCAACCAUUUCGGAAGUCGCCGCUCGAGCUCGUCCAUGAAUAUGUGAAUGUGUGUCUCUGUAUUAUAUUGUGCUUGUUGACUUAUAUGCACCUUUUACUCAAGUAUAUAUAUGUUCGUCUUUUAAAAUGGAGUAUAUUUCUAAGGACAUAUAUCAAUUUAUGUAGUUUGCUUGGCUUAUGUUUCUA
Oryza sativa Japonica Group (Japanese rice) is the source of this 1717-nucleotide messenger RNA. Its product is annotated as protein MID1-COMPLEMENTING ACTIVITY 1-like. Gene Ontology annotation, biological process: cell surface receptor signaling pathway. The record is from RefSeq and is a predicted model, not a curated record. Lineage: Eukaryota; Viridiplantae; Streptophyta; Magnoliopsida; Poales; Poaceae.